CGGGUCAUGGCCACCGCGGAGCAGGGAGCGCGCGCGCUGGGCUUCAAGUGUCUGUCGCUGGCCACUUUCGUGCUCCUGUGCGCCGGGCAAGGGGGCCGCCGCGAGGACGGGGGUCCAGCCUGCUACGGGGGCUUCGACCUGUACUUCAUUCUGGACAAGUCGGGCAGUGUGCUGCACCACUGGAAUGAGAUCUACUACUUUGUGCAGCAGCUGGCUCAUAAAUUCAUCAGCCCCCAGCUAAGAAUGUCCUUCAUUGUCUUCUCUACUCGAGGAACAACCUUAAUGAAGCUGACAGAAGACAGAGAACAGAUCCGCCAAGGCCUAGAGGAACUCCAGAAAGUCCUGCCCGGAGGGGACACGUACAUGCAUGAAGGAUUUGAAAGGGCCAGUGAGCAGAUUCACUAUGAAAACAAUCAAGGUAAGACCAUAUGGAGACAUGGCAGCACCAACUUUGCUAACAGGUCCCGAGACCUUGGUGCGAUUGUCUACUGUGUGGGCGUGAAAGACUUCAAUGAAACACAGCUGGCCCGGAUUGCAGACAGUAAGGACCACGUGUUUCCUGUGAACGACGGCUUUCAGGCUCUGCAAGGCAUCAUCCACUCCGUGAGUAGAGCGCUUCCCGACAACGGCUGGAUGCCCCAUCCGGGCCCUCUCUGCCCCGGUGCUGCUGUCAAUUCCCCGGGGAUUCCGUCUCUCUCUGGAGAAUCAUUCCAAGUCGUCGUGAGAGGAAACGGCUUUCGGCACGCCCGCAACGUGGACAAGGUGCUCUGCAGCUUCAAGAUCAACGACUCCGUCACGCUCAAUGAGAAGCCCUUCACAGUGGAAAACACUUAUUUGCUGUGUCCGGCGCCUGUCUUAAAAGAAGUUGGCAUGAAAGCCGCACUCCAGGUCAGCAUGAACGAUGGCCUCUCUUUCAUCUCCAGUUCUGUCAUCAUCACCACCACACACUGUUCUGAUGGCACCAUCCUGGCAAUUGCCCUGCUGAUCCUGUUCUUGCUGCUGGCCCUGGCUCUCCUCUGGUGGUUCUGGCCCCUCUGCUGCACCGUGAUCAUCAAGGAAGUCCCUCCACCCCCUGCCGAGGAGAGUGAGGAAGAAGACGACGAUGGCCUGCCGAAGAAGAAGUGGCCUACAGUGGACGCCUCUUACUACGGUGGGCGGGGCGUAGGAGGCAUCAAAAGGAUGGAGGUUCGUUGGGGAGAAAAGGGCUCCACAGAAGAGGGGGCUAAGUUGGAGAAGGCAAAGAAUGCGAGAGUCAAGAUGCCCGAGCAGGAGUACGAGUUCCCGGAGCCGCGCAAUCUCAACAGCCACCUGCGGAGGCCCUCUUCGCCCCGGAAGUGGUAUUCUCCCAUCAAGGGAAAACUGGAUGCCUUGUGGGUCCUCCUAAGGAAAGGAUAUGACCGUGUGUCCGUGAUGCGUCCACAGCCAGGAGACACGGGGCGCUGUAUCAACUUCACCAGAGUCAAGAACAAUCCACCUGCCAAGUACCCUCUCAACAACGCCUACCACACCACGUCGCCGCCGCCAGCCCCUAUCUACACCCCUCCAGCCCCUGCUCCUCAUUGCCCCCCGCCGCCCCCCAGUGCUCCCACCCCUCCAAUCCCAUCCCCACCUUCCACUCUCCCCCCUCCUCCUCAGGCCCCGCCCCCCAGCAGAGCACCACCCCCCUCCCGACCUCCUCCUAGGCCUUCGGUCUAGAACCCAAAGUUGGUGGCUCUGGGCUCUCUCAGAAACUUUGGGGAGGUGGUUCCUCUGUGGAGGUAGAACAAGUCUUUCCAGGAAGAGGAGGGUUCCACUUUGGAAAUGAGUGGGGGACAAAGCCCACUGACUUCACACACUUCAGACAUCGUUCGCAAUGCCUACACACCGGAAACAGUGAUCCGCGGGAAGAAACAGAAAUUUUGAAUGCCUGAAAACAAAUGAUGGGGCAACUGCAGGCACAGGUUCAGCUAGCUGGCCAGCGCCUCUGGACGAUGGUAGAGAUGGUGAACCUGCCAAGAUGCUCUCCAUGGGAUUCUAUGUCACCGAGACCGAAAGGAACCUCUCUCUUUCACCUGAGGGUGAAGCCCAAGAGUUGGGAAAGAAAUCACAUUGCCGGGUCUCCGAAUGCUGCCUUCCUCACUCCGGUCUACUGCCAUCUCUUGACCCAGGAUCCUUGGCCUGGGAACCCUGGGACCCUCUCCUCUGUGUGCUAUGUGAAGGCAGGUGCCCCUGACAAUAACUUUGGAAAAGUCCAAGUUCUAAAGUAUGGCAAGAAACUCGACAUCAGAAAGGUACACCCUCAAAAGAAUGUGCUCCUGGGUGUUUGCAGACGAGCACAAGCUCUGCCGGUCUUUUUCCCGGUGUCCAAAUGAGGAAGAGAGCAGGUGUUUAUGAUGGGGAAAGGUACGUCGUCAUGUUGGUGUGUAAGGGAAGUCAGUUUUGUACACAGAUGGGACGUGUUGAUGGGAGUGUCCGAGAGUUUCUAAACCCCCCUCGCCCCCCACCCCAGGCCAUCAGCAGCUAGUAAGAGGUGUCUGGCUUUGGCCAGCCGUGGCCCCUAGAUCAACAGAGAGUGGCAUGGUUGAGAACCAGCCGGUUAAUGAGACAUGUUAGAAAUCAAAAUGUGGCUUGGGUUUCAAUCACCUCAGAUAGGAAGAAGCGAUUGAUCCUGUUUUGUUUCUUUUUUUUUUUAAGAGGUAGACAGAAGUUGAUCUUUCCAAAAUGGCAUCAUCAAUACCAACCCUACCAUCUCACUGAUAGGUAUUUGCCUUUCUUGGUAAAGUGUGUGCCAGAGACUUCUAGGUGCUGCUGAGACACAAUGGCCCUGACAUAAUAAGGAAACUAUCCCAGGUGCUUUGACUGAUCCAAAAAUAGAGUAUACAUGUAUGGAUGCAAAUAAUCAUAUCCUUCUCCUUGGCUUUACAACACACUCCCGAGAAUGAUCAGCUUGUCACCGAAGUGAAAUGAAUUAGUUUUACAGUCCAAAAAUGGUCUGCCGAAAUUCGUACCACUCACUUCCUCCAGCUUUCCAGAAUCUGUGUCCGUCAGUAGCCCUGUGAUCACUUUCUAAACACUGGGCAUCAUCACCUGGUGGUGAAAGCAAAGGUCAUUGUCAAGGGACUGCUAUUCCACUUUAUCUUCCCUUCAAGAUUUGCACGAGGAACCUUCGAUGGUAUAGGGGUGACGUGUUGGCCUAUGAGGUUAGCAGUUCAAAAACCACCAACCCCUCCACUGGGGAAAGAUGAGGCUUUCUAAUCCCAUAAAGAGUUACAG
Messenger RNA from Echinops telfairi (small Madagascar hedgehog), 3252 nucleotides. RefSeq names its product ANTXR cell adhesion molecule 1 (gene ANTXR1). Lineage: Eukaryota; Metazoa; Chordata; Mammalia; Afrosoricida; Tenrecidae. The transcript has 16 exons. The coding region runs from base 7 to 1695 and encodes 562 amino acids. The record is from RefSeq and is a predicted model, not a curated record. Gene Ontology annotation, molecular function: signaling receptor activity. Gene Ontology annotation, cellular component: membrane.